AUUCAAGAAUGAAAAACGCAGGGACUUGCAAUGCAUCCCGUAGACCCAACUAGAGAUCUCUAGACGCUUGGGACCCCGUUUGUGUUAUUUAUGGCCACUCCCCCAAACAACGUCCUUCCCGGAGCUUAAAAUCCCACGUAACAGUUGGAUAAUUGUCUUCUCUCUGCCCCAUCCUUCACCGAGUUAUCGAACCGCCCCGAUCCCUGUCCUCUAGACCCUUGGCCAUCACCAAUUCUCCUUCUUGUCUUCACUCCGCCUUUUGGGUGACCCGCCGCAUGGACGAGUUCAUCUGCUUCACUGCAAUCUGACGUACCUGGCUUGCCGCAGACGGAAUCGGAGGCGCCUCGACGCAUUACAUUCUCACUGCUCGCGAUGGUAUCCAGCGCGGAGACUACAGAUUAUGAAGCUGACGCCUUCGAGGACGCUCAUGACGCACAGGAUGCUGCCGACAUCUCGACUCCUAUCAGCACUACCCGGUCUCUAACAGAUCGACGGCCUUCAAACGGAUCAUUGCCUACUCCAAAAGCCAGCACAUUCUCUGCCGCAGAUUCUCCAGAUCCAGACGAAGAAUCGCUCCAGGAUUCGCCAGCCUCGCCCCCGGAAGAUGGCACGUCAAAGAAACCAAAACAGCCCAAAUCUCCUCUCCUCACCACACACCGGUUGUCUACCUCUUCGUUAGACGAUAUCGUCCUUACGAGCUCCAAGGACGACGAGGCUACGAGUCCACCCACUUCUCACUCCAGCCCCGUUGCCGAUGCUCCUCCUCCCCUACCCACAAGAGAUUCUAAGCACGGCUCACGGCUUCAAGGUCUCUCCGCUACACUCCCUUCAGUCCCCUGGGGUCCUCCGCCUGUAAAUAGAAAUGCUCCUCCACCGUCGCAACCGCCACCCUCCGCUCCUAGUAGAAAACUCACCAGCCCGUUUGCCUGGCUCUCCAGAGGGCAAAAUGCCCAGAAAGAAAACAAAACAGCAACAAGUAACCGGAGAAAUACCGGUGCAUCGGUCUCCACGACUUUGAGCAACCCUGACAUGCUGGCGCGCUUCGAUGGUAGCGAUGGAGAUGCAGGGAGUACAGAUUCACGGAAGCAGUUGCGGAACAGCCUGAAGGACCAAUUUAAGCUUCUCAGAAUGCGUGAAGAGGGCAGCGGAGAUGAUCAGGUCGCACUCGCAGAUGGCCAAGAAGAAAAGGGUUCUGGUAUGCUAAGUACACCUCCAAGUGUGCCCGACCUGGAUACUACCUCGCCCCAACCUUCUCCUUUGCCGUCUCCUCUACCGUCAACGAUAAAUCCAAACCUUGCUCCUGGAACGGUUGCCGGGAUCUCAGCCUCUGCUACGGAUGCCGCAGCACCUGUAAACUGGGAACUAUGGCAGCAGGUCGUAAACCAGGGCCUGGAAGCGUUCAGUGGAACCAGUGCGGAAGAGUUGAAUUUGGCUAUUAGACGAGGGAUUCCCCAGACUAUUCGAGGUGUUAUUUGGCAGGUUCUUGCCGAUAGUAGGAACCCCAAUCUUGAGGAUGUGUAUAGAGAACUUUGCACACGGGGUACCGAUAAAGAACGCGAAAAACAUUGGGGCACGCCAUCUCCCACUUCUCUGAACGGCCAAACAAAUGGAGGGCCAAAGGAGAAAGGCUCGUCGCCAUCAUCACGCUCCUCACUUCAUUCGGAUAAUUCUACACAGCUUCCAGCGCCAUCGAUAUCCGAGAAAGAAACAGAGGCCAUGAUCAAAGCACAAGCUGAGUUGGAGGAGACACGAAAGCAAAAGGCAAAGGAAGAUGCUGCUGCUCUUGUUAAGCUGGAGAAGGCUAUCAGGCGGGACCUGGGCUCUCGGACCAGCUAUUCGAAGUAUUUCAUGUCACAACGAAACCAAGAAGCGCUAUUUAAUGUUUGUAAAGCUUACGCUUUGUACGACGGUGGGGUUGGCUACGCCCAGGGAAUGAAUUUCAUAGUGAUGCCUUUAUUGUUUAAUAUGGACGAUGGGGAGGCUUUUACACUUUUAGUGAAGCUUAUGAACAAAUACGGGCUACGAAAUAUGUUCAUUCACGAUAUGCCCGGUCUUCACCGCCAUCUUUACCAGUUCGAACGCCUGCUGGAAGACUUGGAGCCCGCAUUGACUUGCCACCUCCGUCGUCGUGGCGUUAGCCCCCAGCUUUAUGCGACACAGUGGUUCCUUACACUAUUCGCGUAUCGCUUCCCAUUGCAGCUUGUACUCCGUAUUUAUGACUUGAUAUUCGAGCAAGGUCUUGAGAGUGCAAUCCUUCGUUUCGCUGUUGCGAUCAUGCGCCGUAAUGUCGAUGCGUUACUCGGGAUGAGCGAUAUGACUUCGCUAACAAGCUUCCUAAAGGAAAAGCUAUUUGACGUAUACAUCGACAAACAGCCGUCUCCCAGCUCCAUUCUUGAGUCUGGUUUCUUUGGAAGUUCUGGGGCAAGCGACAAGGAAAUCUAUCGAGCGGAUAUCAUGGUUGAGGAUGCAUGCGCGAUUAAUCUUACACCUGAGAUGAUCCAGACAUAUAAUUCCGAAUGGGAAGAGAAGACUCGCACAGAAAAGGAAUUAGCUGCUGAGAUAGAAGGGUACAAACACACCAUAGCCACGCAGGCAGCGCGGAUCCGAUCACUUGAAGAGCAUGCAGAGAAGUCGGAUAAAGAACAUGUCCAGAUUGCAUCGGAGCUGGUACGCAUUAAGGUUGAAAAUGAAGAGCUAAAGGAUUCGAACGAGGGUCUCAAAGUCGAAGUUGCCGAGCUCAAAGUGGUAGUCGAUCGUCAGCCAGCUGAGCUAGAAGAGAAGUUAAGAACAGAAAUGGACCGCAUUAUGAAACGGAAUAUCGAAGUCCAGAACGAAAAUAGGGCAAUGGAGGAGCAGAUGGCGGAGAUGGAAAAGGAUCUGGUGGAGGCAAAGAUGAAAUGGGCAGAGAUCUCGGAAAACCAUGAAACGCUCAAGCAGAAGUGGAGUGAUUUGCGAAAGGCCUUGGAUGGUUAGACAAAUCCCCGACUCCUGCCGCUCGAUCACGUUUUGUGUACAUGUUAUGCUUCUUGGCUGCGCUGUGUUUCGGAGGGUUGAACACAGGUGAUGCCUGUUCUUGAGGAACAUGCUGUCCCAUUAGAAACUGCCGACUGGGCAAAGACUACCCCAAAGGACAUGUACAGAGUAUGCAUACCUACAUUGAGUCCAACAUAUGUUUCCAUACCAUUGUCUUUUUAAACCAGCUUUUUUUUAUCAUGUACACGGUUUAGCGUUGCAUGUUUCAACAAUACUUUCCCUGCUGCUACUACUAUACAUUACUGCUGGUACUAAACUCCCAUGUCGUUACAAUUCUUUUGUGUGCUUGUCUUACGAUAGCAAUGAACGGCAAUAGCUAUUUCACCCUUUCUCUCUGGCAGCCUCCGUCUUAGAUUGAGAUAGGAUGUGCCCUGGGUUGUUUAAGUAGUCUAAUUCCUGGCAUAUGUUAAACAGUGUAAAACUUCAGUUAACUGGAUUAUUUUGUUUAUCUUUCAUAAAAGUCUGUUCCAUUCCCGGUGUGCUUACGAUCAUGGUGAUGUUUUAAGUGGUGUUGAGCGGAGAUAUAGCUGAUCGUUC
Coccidioides posadasii C735 delta SOWgp is the source of this 3570-nucleotide messenger RNA. RefSeq names its product GTPase-activating protein (gene GYP5). NCBI's taxonomy places the organism in Eukaryota, Fungi, Ascomycota, Eurotiomycetes, Onygenales, Onygenaceae. The record is from RefSeq and is a predicted model, not a curated record.